This is a messenger RNA of Cyclocybe aegerita, 1386 nucleotides long. The record is from the annotation of a GenBank genome assembly. NCBI's taxonomy places the organism in Eukaryota, Fungi, Basidiomycota, Agaricomycetes, Agaricales, Hemipholiotaceae.
AUGACAACCACGACCUCCUUUCCUGUCCCAAUCCCAGAGACACCUCCGGCGACAGUGACGGUGACGAAGGAGGAACCAACGACGGUUACGGUCGCCGGACCGCAAAUAACUAUCACCGAAACCAUCACGGCCACAACGACAGUGACCCCGACUUCACCUGCAGGACCACCAAGCUCUGGUUUGGGUCCAGCGAAAGAAGUAUGGGUUGCCCCGAAGAACAUGACGAACCUCGACUCCUUUGGGAUAACAAAAUUCGCAGGAGGACAGCACAAUCUCAAGGUCGUAAGCAGUAUUGCCGCAGAAGCGAGCGUGGCUUCGUUCUUUGGUGAAUCGGCGGACAAGGAUGGGACGGCAGCCGAGAGGAAAGACGACAAGAGAGCAGCUAUGCAGCUCUUGUAUCCCGAAAAUUCGAUCAACCCCGCACAAGAGCCGAUGGGAGGAGCAGAAUUUUACGCAUCUCCAAUCGACAUUUCGGGUGCUCGGAACGUGACGCUAGGAUAUAGCGUCUUCUUCCCGAUAAACUUCGACUGGGUGCUUGCAGGGAAGCUUCCAGGCUUGUAUGGAGGCCAUACAGGGUGCUCUGGAGGAAAUGCAGCGCUAGAUUGCUUCAGCACGCGUUUGAUGUGGAGAGCACAUGGUGCGGGAGAACUAUACUUGUACGCACCCAAGGACAAGCAAACGGACGCCCUUUGCACAGCCCGAGGCUCCGUCUGCGACGCAGCUUACGGGUUGUCAAUCGGCCGUGGCUCCUUCACUUGGGCAGCAGGCGCCUGGACCACGAUCCACCAAACGGUAUACCUCAAUACUCCCGGAGAGAAAGACGGGGUUUUCACGCUUGAAGUCAACGGCAAGACCGUCAUCCAUCGAAAAGAUGUUUUUUAUCGGGAAGAUCUCAGCGGAAGUGGAGGAGGAAAGGAUGGGAAAACGAACAAACCGACACCGACACCCACCAAAACGACGAGACAUUCGAAGCCGACGUCGGCCACUUCAGACGAUGGCGGUUUGCUUGGGCCGAUUUUGGGCGGUCUGGUGGAUGGACUGCUUGACGGUGGUCGUCGAGAGGAAGUGCAGGACCUCGAAAAUCGCGAGCUUCGGCCAAGGCAGCAGGAAAGCCCGUCACUAAACAAGGAUGCAUCGGCGACCAGUGGAGACCCACGAAGCACAAUUGAACCAUCUCCUCAGCCAACAGUCGACGAAUCGCAACCGACAGAAACAGGCCUAUCGGUGUCGUCGGAUACCUUCGGUAUUCAGUCAGCGAAGCCUAAAGAGGUGAAGUUCGCCGGUAUCUUCUUCAGCACCUUCUUUGGAGGCCAUGAAGACAAGUACGCGACUCCGCGAGAUCAAUAUGUCUGGUUCAGAGAUUUCGCGUUAGCCCACAAUUUUUAA